Racocetra persica is the source of this 403-nucleotide messenger RNA. The record is from the annotation of a GenBank genome assembly. NCBI's taxonomy places the organism in Eukaryota, Fungi, Glomeromycota, Glomeromycetes, Diversisporales, Gigasporaceae.
AAUUGUUCAAAAGUAUAAUAUUCACCGUAAGGGGUUAUAUACGUUACCUUUGCAAGCAGUCAAGCAAUUUAAAGCAGAUCUCGUUCAUAUUAUAGGAAGCAAACUCAAAGAGCAUUAUAGUUGGUCAGGCAAACAAACUAUCACAUUUCCGUGUUUAGAAAGCUUAUUUUUUGGUGCUUUUAAGGGACAUAUUCAUUAUUAUAAUCGUAGAAAUCAUAGCUAUAAGUGUUUUUUUCACGGACCAGAUGCAUAUUCACAAUUAGCUAGUUUAUUUAAAAAUCAGAAUUGGAAAUGCAAAUUCUUUAGCAAUGAUCAACAGACAUUUAUUUUGUUGUUCAACGCACAGGUUCAAAAAGCCAACUAUAAAAAAAAAUCCGAAUUACCAAGAUUAAUGGUCGAAUAG